UGAUUAAUUCAACUAGCAUCAAGGAAACUGUUAAGAAUGAACUUACUAACACAGCAGGAGCAUCUUAGGAAGUGAAGACAAAUAUGUGACUUGCGGCGCAUUUGUGUAGGAUUGUUGUUUUUAAAGGCUGCUAUAUGGAUGUACUCUCUUUUCGGAAGUGGGUGCUUCUGAUUGCUGUGGUGGCGAUGGACAACGGCUGCUUUGUGGCUGGAGACCAGGAAGUGUGCGCAAUUGGCAUUUCUAAUUACACUCUAAUCGAACGAAAGGAAGUUAACGUUAUCAAGUCUUUCACCGGCUACCGCAUAGAGAACUACUCACCAGACUGUAGCGGCUUUUUUAAGACAAUUAGGUCCUGGUUUACAGACGAAUGUGACGAAAGAUCAAGAAAGGUCACUUAUACUGGGUAUGAGUAUCAUGUUGUGUUCAACUCCACCGACGUGACAAAAUGUUGUCCAGGCUUUGUAGAAGAAAAUAAUACCUGCAGAAUAGGGUGUAGCAAUGGUACAUUCGGUACCAACUGCACCUCCAACUGUAGCUGCCCGAGUCAGGCGUUCAAUAACUGUGACAGUGACACGGGUUAUUGUCUCUGUAAGCCCGGCUUUAUGGACAUUCUUUGUAGUAAAGUGUGUCCUGUUGGACGUUAUGGUUCGAACUGUACGCACAACUGCACGUGCCAGAAUAACUCCACGUGCGACCUUGAGACGGGCACGUGUAACUGUUCCUCUGCCCCUGGGUGGACGGGAUCCUCUUGUGAGGAAGAAUGUGACGCUGGCACCUACGGCGAGGAUUGUCAACACAAUUGCACGUGUAACGGGAACCAGACGUGUGACCACGUGACCGGAAAUUGUACAUGCAUGGCGGGACUCACCGGUCCCAAUUGCACAGAUGAGUGUACAUAUUUCACAUAUGGCGUCAAUUGUGCGAAAAACUGCACGUGCAUGGAAAAUACUACUGAUUCCUGUAAUAAAACAACCGGACACUGCACGUGCAAAGCUGGUUAUAUGGGAGACGCAUGUGACGAAGUCUGUAUACCUGGAUUCUAUGGUGACGCCUGCGAGAAAAACUGUUCGAACGUUUGCAUGUGGACAAACUACUGUCAUCAUGUGUUCGGCACGUGCAUCUGCCUGGGAAGCAAGGGAGAGAACUGUUCCGUCGCUUGUGGACAACACGAAUAUGGCCUCGACUGCAAUAAAACGUGCACGUGCACUUGGGAGAGAACAAUUGACGACCGGUGUGAUAAUCUGACCGGCCGCUGUCAAUGCCGCGAAGGCUACAGUGGAGCCAAUUGUGAAGUCUUGGUUGAGGUUUCAACAGAUACCACGCAUUCUGACGCGCCUGGCUGGUGGGAUUUUGUGGUAGCCAACUGGACAUACUUCGUGAUAGGCGCCGGGUUCGUUGUUGUUUUGGUUGCCAUGACGAUUGCUGUCGUCUGCUAUUGUCGUCUGAAUAGGCGGAAACGGUAUAUUUUACAGUCAAAUAAAGAAAAAACAGACGAACAAUUAUCCGUUGCUUUUGCAAACCAGGAAUACAGUGGGGGCAAGGCUCCAAUCAAGGAUACAGUAGAUGUACUUCAAGACAACGUUUGUGAAACCAGUGGUUUGGAUGUCAGCGAUGAUAGUAAACCCAAUCGGAAUGGGUCGGAAGUGGAGGAACACAAGGCUGUAGCAAUUACUGGUGCACUGUCUAAGGAGAGCGAUGGAAUGUCUAUAGAUAUACAAACAGAAAAAACACUUACACAAACGUACGAAGAACCUCCUGAUUCUGUUGAGCCAAAACACACCCCUGAUGACGUAGAGUAUGACAGUGCUGAAUAUUUAGUAGAUUCAAUGCGUGAACAAACUGAGACAACAAAGCUCGUCAAUGGAGAGGACGAAGAUGAGUAUGAUGUGCAUGGAAAUCAAACUUCGAUCACAUCGGACAAACUCAACGAAUACAAUACUUUCCAAGAUGUAAUUGACAUCAUCCGAAAAGCAAGUAUUGCUGACGACGCGAGUAGCGACGAAUAUGACAUGUUAAAUAGUCAGCCAACACGGAAAAAAAGUACGCACACCUCGGCAGAAUAUUCAAGUUUCGAAAUGACAAAACAAUUUAGUAUAGAUGAAAAUGACGAAAACAGCGAGGACGAUGAAAUGUACAACAAGCUCGAAACAAAACAGAAAGUAGCGAAACGCAUUGCACAUCCAAAUUAUAACAGAGUGAAAAUCAACAGUGAGCUAGGGGCUGACUAUGGUAUGACCGUUCUCAAUUCUAAACCAAGGGAUGCCAGUGAGAAAAGUAAUGUGUUAAGAGAAAGCCAAAAAUCAAAAUAUAACCAAGACCGUAAACAAAGUUCUGAAGCUGGAACGACUAAGUUAGAAAGAAUUGAAGGUAAUGAAAAGAAAAAUAAUUUAAUUUGUGGAGUUUCUAAUGAAGAAAAAUACAACCCUGAAACCCAAACCGAAGAAUUGUAUGAGGAGUGUGGGCCUGAGGAUGACGAUUCUAAACCAGCAGGUCAAAACAAACAAACAACAGGGCUACCAUUCCAACCUCAGGAACCUGAAACCGUUUUGUAUGAAGACUGCAAGGAUUCUGAUCAUGACUCUGAAAAUGAUUAUGCUAACAAGAGCGAUAAUGAAGAGGUGGUUUAUGAAGACGUUAGUGAAUGUAGUUGUAACAUUAUACGGCAAUGAAUUAAUUCCUCCCGCUAUUUAUAGUUCACCUUGUAUGAUAAGGCCAGCCAGCCAACACAGGCGGUCAGUUUAUCUCUAGCAGUCAGAGCUGUACCAUCCUCACCAAUAUCAUAUGUAUCAAUAAUAAAUAGUUAGAACACA
This is a messenger RNA of Mya arenaria, 2810 nucleotides long. Its product is annotated as delta-like protein D. The transcript is spliced from 12 exons. NCBI's taxonomy places the organism in Eukaryota, Metazoa, Mollusca, Bivalvia, Myida, Myidae. Gene Ontology annotation, molecular function: scavenger receptor activity. Bases 135 to 2669 code for a protein of 844 amino acids. The record is from RefSeq and is a predicted model, not a curated record.